AUGCCCCCCAAAAAGCGCGUCCUCAUCUCCUACGGCGUCGACGUCGACGCCGUCGCCGGGUGGCUGGGCUCCUACGGUGGCGAAGACAGCGCCAACGACAUCAGCCGCGGCAUCUGGGCCGCAACGGUAGGAACGGAGCGUCUGCUGAAGAUGUUCGCCAAGUACGGCAUUCGCACGACUUGGUUUAUCCCGGGACACUCGCUGGAGUCGUUCCCCGAGGAGAUGGCGAAAGUGAGAGACGCGGGCCAUGAGAUUGGUUUGCAUGGCUAUUCGCAUGAGAAUCCGGUUGACAUGACCCGGGAGCAGCAGAGGGAUGUGUUGGAGAAAACGGUCGAUUUGCUUACGAAGUUCACGGGGAAGAGGCCGAGGGGGAGUGUGGCGCCUUGGUGGGAAACCGACGCCGAAGGCGUGGCUAUGCUUCAGGACUACGGCGUCGAAUAUGACCACAGUCUCAGUCACCACGAUUGCCAGGCUUAUUACCUGCGUACGGGCGACGAAUGGACGAAGAUUGACUACACGCAGAAGGCCGAAACGUGGAUGAAGCCUUUAGUCCCCGGGAAGGUGACCAGCCUUGUUGAAAUCCCGGGGAAUUGGUACAUCGAUGAUCUGCCGCCGAUGAUGUUCAUCAAGUCGGCGCCGAACAGUCAUGGGUUUGUCAACCCGCGCGAUGUCGAGGACAUUUGGCGCGACCAUUUCGAUUACUUCUACCGCGAGUAUGACGAGUUCGUGUUUCCGAUUUCGAUCCAUCCGGAUGUUUCGGGCAGACCGCAGGUUAUUUUGAUGCAUGAACGGUUGAUUGAGUAUUUUAAGUCGCAUGAUGGGGUGGAGUUUGUGGCUAUGGAGGUUAUUUGUGAUGAUUUUAAAAGGAGGAAUCCGGUUUAG
Molecule: messenger RNA, 882 nt
Organism: Aspergillus steynii IBT 23096
Lineage: Eukaryota; Fungi; Ascomycota; Eurotiomycetes; Eurotiales; Aspergillaceae
Product: polysaccharide deacetylase family protein
Exons: 3
Coding region: 1-882 (293 amino acids)
Biological process (GO): carbohydrate metabolic process
Molecular function (GO): hydrolase activity, acting on carbon-nitrogen (but not peptide) bonds
Source: RefSeq, a predicted model, not a curated record